Messenger RNA from Kluyveromyces marxianus DMKU3-1042, 354 nucleotides. It is a transcript of the gene SEN15, whose product is annotated as Sen15p. The transcript has a single exon. Gene Ontology annotation, molecular function: nucleic acid binding. The record is from RefSeq and is a predicted model, not a curated record. Gene Ontology annotation, biological process: tRNA-type intron splice site recognition and cleavage; tRNA splicing, via endonucleolytic cleavage and ligation. Lineage: Eukaryota; Fungi; Ascomycota; Saccharomycetes; Saccharomycetales; Saccharomycetaceae. The coding region runs from base 1 to 354 and encodes 117 amino acids. Gene Ontology annotation, cellular component: tRNA-intron endonuclease complex.
AUGAGUAGUAUACUUUGCGACGAAGUGUAUAAGAACCUAUUGUAUCAACAACUCUGGACUGAAGUUGAGGUAAAACGGUAUGGAGAGGUCGAUAUUGUGUGUGGGAAGCCAUCUCAUCGACUUACGAAUGACGAUGCUGAUGAUGAGGAUAUGUUGCUAGAAGGUAAGGAGUAUGUGUAUCCGCUACAGAUGCAUCAGUAUAAGGGAAGUGGGUUAACAAUAGAGGUUCUUGGGCGUUUGUUUUCGCAGCUUCCGGAGAAGUUAAAGCGGUUGACAUUGGGAAUAGUGAAUGAUGACGGAACGAUAGUGUACUAUUUCGUGUAUAAGGGGGUCCGGAAACCCAAGAAGAAUUGA